AUGUACAUUGCAUUUAGACUAGAUGAAAGAGUUAAUCUCUAUGUUGUUGAAUAAGAAUUUGUUAAUCCUUUUUGCAAUUUAGAGAAAACAACCACUAUUGAUUAAAUAGAAAGUACAUUAGAGAGCUUAAAAUAAUAUAAUAUAAGUGCUAUUAUAAAUUGCAUUGAUAAUGAUCAAUCCAUGAAAGCAUAUGGAAUACACUAUUUAAACAUACAUAUAAAUUUAUAGGAUCAAUUAGAAUCUUCAAGAUUAUUCUUACAUGUAAAUAUGUUUUCUAAAAAGAGUUUUGGACUAAAAUAAAAAAAUGUUCAGUUGCUAUUUACUGUGAAAGCAGCAUGUAAAAGAGUAUAAAAGUUCUUAAACACUAUUUGAAGCAUCUUUAUUAUUGGGAUGAGGAACGUGUAUAAAAAGUAUUUAAAAAUUAAUAUUAGGAAAUACAAGAGUAAAAUUAAUUGAAUUAGAAUAAUUUUUAAGAUAAUUUAUCAAUAUCAAGUCAAAAAUCUUAAUCACAAAAAUCUUCUAUAAUCGAUUAAGCAAUACCAGAUUUAAACAGAAAGAAUUAAAUAGAUUGGACUAAAAUAUAUGGUUCUUAGAUAUAAAUAGACUAAUAAACCUAAUAAGCUAGAAAGAUUUAAUCCAGAUUCAUUCAAAGCUCGAUACUAAAACAAUAAUGA
This is a messenger RNA of Paramecium pentaurelia, 674 nucleotides long. NCBI's taxonomy places the organism in Eukaryota, Ciliophora, Oligohymenophorea, Peniculida, Parameciidae. The record is from the annotation of a GenBank genome assembly.